AUGGAGCGCACGGGGAAGAUCUUCUUCUACGAGGACAAGAACUUUAAGGGCCAUCACUAUGAAUGCAGCAGCGACUGUCCCGAGCUCAACUCUCACUUCCAGCGCUGUAACUCCAUCCGGGUGGAGGGCGGGGCCUGGGUCAUGUAUGAGAGACCCCAAUACCAGGGCUACCAGUACGUCCUCCUGAGAGGGGAGUACCCCAACUACCAGAGCUGGAACGGCUUCAAUGACACCAUCCGCUCCUGUCGGCUUAUCAGACAUCCUUCCAGCACACACAGGAUCCGCAUCUACGAACGUCCAGACUUCGGCGGCCAGAUGAUCGAGUUCAGCGAGGACCUUCCCAACCUGCUGGACCGCUGGCGCUACCGGGACGUUCAGUCGGCUCACAUCCAGGACGGCAUCUGGGUUUUCUAUGAGCAUCCAAACUACAGGGGGCACCAGUACGUGCUGGAGAAGGGCGAGUACAGACGACACACCGAGUGGGGCGCCCUGCAUCCGUCUGUGGGCUCCAUUAGACGUGUUGUGGACUCGUCUUAA
This is a messenger RNA of Cottoperca gobio, 537 nucleotides long. Its product is annotated as gamma-crystallin M2-like. The transcript is spliced from 3 exons. The record is from RefSeq and is a predicted model, not a curated record. Gene Ontology annotation, biological process: visual perception; lens development in camera-type eye. Lineage: Eukaryota; Metazoa; Chordata; Actinopteri; Perciformes; Bovichtidae. Bases 1 to 537 code for a protein of 178 amino acids. Gene Ontology annotation, molecular function: structural constituent of eye lens.